ACGUGACGCUUUAGCCCCGCCUUCACUACCAGCUAGUUCAGCAACUGCUCUCGGGCAGGGACGGGGAUGAAAGAGGAACUGCUUGGGCAGAGAGGGGGAUCUCGGAGGGAAGAUGAGCGCCGAAUCGCUUACCUUAGACUGCGUCAUUCAAAUAUUCUCGUACCUCGAAGUACCGGAUCUGCUCAGGGCAGCCCAAGUGAAUAAGACAUGGAAAGAAGCUGCAGGGACGGCUUCUCUUUGGAGAAAUAUGUGUCUAAGACGGUGGGCCUUCUGCAAUAUCUCAGUGAACCCAGGAAUGCAGACCUGGAAAAAGUACUAUCUCUACCGCUCUAAUCUUGAGUAUAAAAAGGUGUCAGGACGGCCUUCAGUUGACUAUACAUGUAAAGCGAUGAGAGGACAUAAAGGAAUAAUAAAUGAUAUGGCUUACCUAUCAGACAACGAACACACUUUUGCAACAGGAAAGGUCAAGUCUGUUGUAUGUACCACUUCUUCUGAUAGCACUGUCAGAGCAUGGGACGUCCAAGAGUUGGUCAUGGAACCGACCAGAGGGACGGCAACCCUGGACUUAAUCCUCAGUGGGGACCGGGACCUGGUGCAAGAUGGUACACAGAUUUGGUCGAGUCCCCAACAGGAAGCCCCACUAGAAAAUAUUAUCACAUUUCCUUUGUGUAAAUUGGUGGCAACAACAGACUGUCGUGGGAUGAUCAAACUAUGGCAUGGAGAUACAGGGGAAGAGCUUGCAGCAUUUUCAGCGUCAUCCUCCUCAUGCUCUGUGGCUGCCUACACAAUAAACAAUAAGCCAUUCCUAACUGUAGGCACUGAAGAAGGUAAACUCUAUACAUUGGCAGCGGCUGAUUUAAGCCAGAUUUCACAGGCAAAGGUGUUCCAAAACUGUGGCAUAGAUUUGUCACUUUGUUCACCCGAUGGGCUAUGGAUAGUUGUUUGUCCUACUGAUCAUGCUUUAUCACCAAAGGUGUGUUAUACACAUUGUGCAACUAAUACAGAAGAUGAACUGAUGUUGUCUAGUCCUCUUCCGAUCACAGAUCAGUGUCUUGUUACCUGCUGGUUACCGUCAGAACCAGCAAGAAUUGCCAUAUUGCAUAAGGAACAGACAAAUUUUCGCAUUGUGAGCUUGGAUGUAGUCAUUGAGAAGAAAUCAAAAUAUAAAAUGAGUAUUACAGCUCAACAGGUUGCAGACUUCACAUUACCAGGACAAGAACCAUGGAUGACUAAGAUAAUUAUGAAAGGAUUUGGCAAGCAAACUAUUCUUAUAGCAGCUGGACUGGAGCUGAAAUUAUACUCUCUGGUUGGAACUGAAUUAAUGGCUUUCAAGGAUCACCAUAAAAUUAUUACAUCAAUCUGGGUGGAUCCUUUUCAUGUUGUCACAUCAUCCAUGGACCUUUCACUCCGUGUGUACUCCUGGAAAAAUGACAACAAAUUCUCUUUGUUAAUCAGUCGUUAUCACUUACUAGGAGGAUCCCACAGGUGGUCAAGUGGCUUUAGAAGUGUGGCUUGUGACGAUGUGAGCAUUGUUGGAGUGGUGGCUGGAACUGACGGGACAGACAUUUUAAGAGCAUAUUCCUUUAAUUUGUAAGAUUUAAUGUUUGAUUCUCAUUUUUGUUUUGUUUUAUUUGUCAAUUAACAAAAUGAAUUCAUCACAUGACAGCCUACAUGUGUAUUUAAGUGGCAUGCAACUGCAAUCUAGAGACAAACUGUCAGUACUAUAUAUAACAUUUCAUGUCACCUGAAAGCAAAAUCAUGCAAUGAAAUCUAAGCUUUGAUUAAAUGUUUAUACCAUCAAUAAA
Molecule: messenger RNA, 1805 nt
Organism: Rhineura floridana
Lineage: Eukaryota; Metazoa; Chordata; Lepidosauria; Squamata; Rhineuridae
Gene: FBXW12
Product: F-box and WD repeat domain containing 12
Exons: 11
Coding region: 113-1594 (493 amino acids)
Molecular function (GO): protein binding
Source: RefSeq, a predicted model, not a curated record